ACUGUAAACAUACAUAUGAAUGACUCACGUUAUUAUAAUUUAAAAAUAGUAUAUAAGUAUACAUAUUCACAGAAACCGAUCGUUGAUUUUUUUACUUUAAAAAAAAGAACCGCCAAGCCAACAAUCAUCUCUCUUUCUCUCUCUCUCAUCGAGGCUUUCAAGCGAUUUGGGGAUUCAUUUGAUUGGAUAAAGAUCUGUGAUUCUUGGAUACCCAAUUGGGGGUUUGGUGUGUUUGAGAAAAAAAAGAUGGCUUUCUUCACAUCAAUCGCUUCUAGCUUGUCCAAUCUCGGCAGCGCUAUGCACAAAUCGGUCAACGGUUUGCUGGGUUAUGAAGGCCUGGAAGUUAUAAAUCCCGAAGGGGGGACUGAAGAUGCUGAAGAGGAAGCACGAAAAGGAAGAUGGAAACAAGAGGAUCGGGACAGUCAUUGGAAGAUGAUGCAGAAAUAUAUAGGCUCUGAUGUCACAUCGAUGGUGACACUUCCAGUACUCAUUUUUGAGCCAAUGUCAAUGCUUCAGAAAAUGGCAGAGUUGAUGGAAUACUCCCACCUUUUAGAUUUAGCAGAUGAAUGUGAGGAUCCUUAUAUGCGAUUAGUGUAUGCUUCAUCCUUCUUUAUAUCCACAUAUUAUGCCUUACAACGAACCUGGAAGCCAUUUAAUCCAGUUCUUGGUGAAACUUAUGAGAUGGCCAAUCAUGGUGGUGUCACAUUUAUUGCAGAACAGGUUAGCCAUCAUCCUCCAAUGAGUGCUGGACAUGCUGAAAAUGACCAUUUUGUUUAUGAUAUAACUUCCAAGGUGAAGACCAAAUUUCUAGGAAACUCGCUUGAUGUCUAUCCCCUUGGAAGGACACGAGUGACCCUGAAAAAAGAUGGUGUGGUCCUAGAUUUGGUGCCUCCUCCCACAAAAGUUAACAACCUGAUAUUUGGACGAACUUGGGUUGAUUCACCAGGUGAGAUGAUCUUGACGAACAUGACCACGGGGGACAAAGUUGUGCUGUAUUUUCAACCUUGCGGCUGGUUCGGUGCUGGUCGCUAUGAAGUGGAUGGAUACAUAUAUAAUGCUGCUGAAGAACCCAAAAUAUUGAUGACUGGGAAAUGGAACGAUUCAAUGAGUUAUCAGCCUUGUGAUGCGGAAGGAGAACCCCUGCCAGGCACUGAAUUGACAGAGGUCUGGAGAGUUGCUAAAGCUCCUACAAAUGACAAAUUUCAGUAUACAUAUUUUGCACACAAGAUAAAUAGCUUGGACACUGCACCUAAGAAGUUACUGGCUUCAGAUUCUCGCUUGCGUCCAGAUAGAUAUGCACUUGAGAAGGGUGAUUUGCCCAAAGCAGGUUCAGAAAAGAGCCGUUUGGAGGAGAAACAGAGGGCUGAAAAGAGAACUAGAGAGACGAAGGGCGAGCAAUUUACUCCAAGAUGGUUUGACCCAUCUAGUGAAAUUGCUCCUACACCUUGGGGUGAAUUGGAAGUUUAUCGCUACAAUGGAAAAUAUGAUGAACAUCGGGCUGCUAUGGAUAGCUCAUCCAACAUUGAGGAGACUGACAUCGGGUCAAUGGAUUUCAAUCCAUGGCAGUACGGAAACUUGGCUACAGAAUGAGAUUUCCUUGUUCUUUUUAUUCGACUUUUUUUUUGUUUUUGGUUUUAAAUUUUAUUUUUGGAUGCCAAAUGGCUCGUGUUGUAUUCUAUUAGUGUGACCCUGUGAGUUGAGGUUGUGGUGUCAUAAAGAAGUGAGUAGAUAUGUGGACAAAUUCAGAUGUACUUUUAUCAAAUGUAGAGCCUAAUAUGAGAAGAGUUGGCUCAUAGAACAGCUUGUUUGGUUAAUGUCUAAAUGAUUGUUUUAAAAGUACGAAA
Camellia sinensis is the source of this 1844-nucleotide messenger RNA. Its product is annotated as oxysterol-binding protein-related protein 3C. NCBI's taxonomy places the organism in Eukaryota, Viridiplantae, Streptophyta, Magnoliopsida, Ericales, Theaceae. Gene Ontology annotation, cellular component: cytosol; membrane. Gene Ontology annotation, molecular function: sterol binding. The record is from RefSeq and is a predicted model, not a curated record.